Messenger RNA from Vicia villosa (hairy vetch), 1318 nucleotides. RefSeq names its product NADPH-dependent aldo-keto reductase, chloroplastic-like. Gene Ontology annotation, cellular component: cytosol. Gene Ontology annotation, molecular function: aldose reductase (NADPH) activity. Bases 143 to 1099 code for a protein of 318 amino acids. The record is from RefSeq and is a predicted model, not a curated record. The transcript has 8 exons. NCBI's taxonomy places the organism in Eukaryota, Viridiplantae, Streptophyta, Magnoliopsida, Fabales, Fabaceae.
CUACAUUUCUAUACAUUUUGAAACACAUGAAUCAAACUCUUCCCAAAUCUAUUAGGCAGGAACUGUGGUGCUAACUGGUUACAUUUUCAUUUUGAUAUAGAUUGGUACAACUCCUUCCAUUCCAUAACUGUAUUUGGAGAAGAUGGGUACAGAAAAUAUACACGGUCCUCAACAUUUUGAUCUGAAUACUGGUGCAAAGAUACCAGCAAUUGGUCUUGGAACAUGGAAAGCUUCUCCUGGUGUUGUUGGGGAUGCUGUUGUUUCUGCAGUCAAGGCUGGCUACAGACAUAUAGAUUGUGCUCGGGUAUAUGAUAAUGAAAAAGAGGUAGGGGAGGCAUUGAAAACACUGUUUUCUAAUGGGGUAGUAGAACGUAGUGAAAUGUUCAUCACAUCGAAGCUAUGGAUUAGUGACUGUGCACCUGAAGAUGUUUCAAAGGCACUGACAAAGACUCUAGAGGACCUGCAGCUUGACUACAUUGAUUUAUAUCUUAUUCAUUGGCCUUUUAGGACAAAGUCAGGAUCAAGGGGUUGGGACCCUGAGGUCAUGGCUCCUUUAUGUCUUCCCGAGACAUGGAAUGCGAUGGAAGGUUUAUUCGCCUCAGGUCAGGCUCGCGCAAUUGGUGUCAGCAACUUUUCAACUAAGAAGCUUCAAGACUUACUCAGAUACGCUAAGGUUCCACCAGCAGUUAACCAAGUCGAAUGCCAUCCCGUUUGGCAACAACCCGCUCUUCAUAAUUUUUGCAUGUCUACUGGUGUUCAUCUCACAGCAUAUUCUCCUCUAGGUUCUCCAGGAUCAUGGGUAAAGGGAGAAAUCUUGAAGGAACCAAUUUUGAUUGAAAUUGCUGAAAAACUUAACAAAUCUCCUGCACAAGUGGCUCUAAGAUGGGGAAUUCAAAGUGGUCACAGUGUUCUUCCAAAGAGUGUAAAUGAAUCAAGGAUCAAAGAGAACCUUAGCUUAUUUGAUUGGUGUAUCCCUCCAGAACUCUUCUCAAAAUUCUCACAGAUUCACCAGCAAAGGCUACUUAAAGGGGACUUUGCAGUUCAUGAAACUUGCAGUCCAUACAAAAGUCUUGAAGAUUUGUGGGAUGGAGAAAUAUGAAACGGUGAUAUUGAAGAAGCUCAGGAUGUAAUCUGACACUGAAAUAUUAUUUUCUAAAUGUGAAUUGAAGGAAUGUCUUCUAAACAUAUCUAUUAUUUGAGUUUGGAUUGAAUUCUUAUUAGAUUUACAACAAGAUUAUUGGCAACAAUUGUUUCACCUAUAAUUUAGCUUCUGCUUAUUUUGUAAAAGUAUUUUUUUCCUAAAAUUUAUAUCAGUUUU